UCAAAGCCUACACGUUAGAAGCUUCUUUUUUUUGACGUAAUGUUUAUGAAUUGCUGUGGUGUUUCUGGCAACUUUCGAGACAGUUGAAGUUUCAUCCAUAGAUCUUAAAGGUCUGCAGCUCUCUUGUAUACAAUCCUAACUGCUGAGACACUACACUCCAGAUGCAGUGCCUGGAAUAUUCUGUGGAGAAACUGCGCUCAGCUCUUUUCUCUACUCGUAAGGAUCUGACAGCAGCCUAUGAGCACUAUAGCAGGGAGGAAAAGCGGUUUCUUGAGGGCGGUCUUCUCCCUGGCAGUUCACUUUUCACUGCCAUUACUGUUCACUCUGAAUCUGACUGGAUUCCUGCCCACCCUGAAGCCCCUCAAGACUUCCAGAGCUUCUACAGCAACCCAUACCGCAGCACACCCAACACCGGCCACAAGACCAUUUAUAUUCAAACUAUUGGCUCAUUUGGGGAAAGUGCUGGAAUCACUGAGCAGUAUGUGGAGUGGCUGAGGGAAUACUGUGAGGCUUUUUACUACGGUCUAGUCGUGAAGCUUUUACCAGCAGUGUCUGUUGAAGCCACCAGCUGCACAUUUCGUGUUAACAGCAACACAAAUAACCUUCAGCUUCAUGCUGGAGACCUUUUAGCUUUUUUAAAAAAGAAGAAGCCAAAAGAUGCAUUUUGCAUUGUUGGGAUCACCAUGAUUGAUUUGUACCCAAAAGACUCCUGGAAUUUUGUCUUCGGUCAAGCAUCUCUCACUGAAGGAAUGGGGGUUUUUAGCUUUGCUAGGUAUGAUGAUGACUUCUAUAAAAAGAGUUAUGCUGGGCGGCUGAAGAAAGCGAUAAACCUCAAGCCAGGGGACUACAUUGUUUUCCAGGGCUACUACACACCUCCCAUUAGCAGCACUCUGCUCCUCCGCUCGUGUAAGACACUGACUCAUGAGAUUGGGCACAUAUUUGGUAUCCAGCACUGUCAGUGGCUCCAGUGUGUUAUGCAAGGUUCCAACCAUUUAGAGGAAUCAGACCGUCGCCCACUAGACCUUUGUCCCAUCUGCCUCAGAAAACUACAGUGUGCCAUUGGCUUUAAGAUUCCAGAAAGGUACAAGGCUUUGCUACAGUGGAUAGAGAAUGGAAGUGGAAAUUCUGAAUGUCAGUCAGGCAAACCCACACAAGCUUUCCAAGACUUCAAACAGUGGUUAUGUAAGUGUUUGAGCAUAUUGGAAGGUAAAUAAUUGUAACUCUUUUACAGGUUAGUAAGGAGAAAAAGCAGAAAUUAUAUUUAAUGUACAGGAAAUAUGUAUUGUUACAUUAAACAAGAUGACACUAGAUUUUUAUGUAGAAAUAUGAAUGUAAUAAAAAGAUGUUGAAUUCAAAAGUUGAUGCAAAUAAUUAACACUUAUAUUUGGCUGAAAUAAAUUACUGUAAAAUAAAAAAUAAAUAUUUAGUCAUAGUGUAUUGCUAUUCCAGAUGCCUAAAAUAGUUUUACGAGGUCUGUCCGGAAAUUAUCCAGCCAUGUAGUGACUGGAUCACAUGUAAUAAACUAAAUUAUGCUUUCAGUUCCCGCACUGUCAGUCUUCAAUCCUUUUCAUAUUGUCAUAGUUAAUGUAUGCACAACCAUUCCACUCUUCUUGGCUGCCAGAUUACAUCAAUGCCACACAAAACGUUCUCAUUAUAUUAACAAUGGCUGGACUUUUUCCUGACAGACCUUGUAUAAUAGUUUCAUACGUUAUAAGUAUUUCUAGUACAGUUGGAAUGAUUAUUAUUUUGAUUAAGCUGUCCAUAUAACUGUCACAUUUCUGGCACAAUCAUUGUAAAAGCAUUGUAGUAAAAAUGACACACCCAUUCUCGUCACUCUGAUAUACUGAAUGUUAAGACGUUCACAGUUAAGGUCAUAUUAUACACCAUGAAUCUAACAAUCACACUUAUUCAAUAAACUUGUUGGUUUCAGAUGAUCAAUAGCACAAGUGCCUAGUAAUUCAAUAGUAGACUAUGUAGACCUGAAAUUAUUUGAAAAUAGACCUAAAAGCACCAUUAUGUCUUUGGAGAAAGUAACAUAACUGGUACACAAAUAUGGGGUUAUUGGAGCUGCAGUUGUUUAAGAUGCUGGCUACAAUUCUUCAGGAAUAAAAAGCUGGGUAAAGUCAAAAGGAGACAAAAUGAAUGAAGUGUACAGCUGUACUAUAACCUUUGUAGUGAAUUUUUGUUUAACAGGUAAACUGGCCUAAUACUGCAAAAAACACCCAAUAAAUUGCAUGCAGAUUGUCUAUAUUGUAAUGUUCACCAUUACUUUCAUGUAUCUGAUUAUUAAACAAAUUG
This is a messenger RNA of Clarias gariepinus (North African catfish), 2298 nucleotides long. RefSeq names its product archaemetzincin-2 (gene amz2). Bases 162 to 1214 code for a protein of 350 amino acids. The transcript is spliced from 7 exons. Gene Ontology annotation, biological process: proteolysis. Gene Ontology annotation, molecular function: metallopeptidase activity. The record is from RefSeq and is a predicted model, not a curated record. Lineage: Eukaryota; Metazoa; Chordata; Actinopteri; Siluriformes; Clariidae.